UUCAGUCCUUACUUCCUUAUUUAUUUAGAGGAAGUGGCCACUUGUUAUGCAUACCUAGAUUUGUUAGCCAGUGAGACCUGGACGAGAGCUGUUCUCUCACCGAAGCAAGAUGAAACUCCUUAUCAUAGGAGCACUGGGACUCUCUUACGUGUUAGCUCUCUCAUGCAUUUAUGGAGAUGUCAUGAAGAUUGACACGACGGGAGCAUCCGAGCAAACAGCUCGCCAAGACAAACUCACUGAAAAGGGGGUUGACGCUUCAUAUAAACUGGCUGAGCAUGAUCUGAAGAGGAUGGAGCAGUACAAGAACAUCAUCAUGGAUGUUGGUAGACUUUAUGGCAUGGACCCAGCUGUGAUUGCAGCUAUCAUUUCCAGAGAGUCGAGGGCUGGGGCAGCGCUCGUUGAUGGCUGGGGAGACCACGGCAAUGGCUAUGGACUAAUGCAGAUUGACAAACGUUACCACAAACUGAGGGGAGCAUGGAACAGUAAGGAACAUGUGGCACAAGGUACUGAGAUUCUGAUUGACUCGAUCAGAGGGAUUCAGCGAAAAUUCCCUAACUGGCCCAAAGAGCACCAGUUUAAAGGCGGAAUCUCAGCUUACAACGCUGGAGUAAAAAACGUCCGCACAUACGAGGGUAUGGACAUUGGGACCACAGGAAAUGACUAUGCCAAUGAUGUGGUAGCCAGAGCCCAGUGGUUCAAACGGCACGGCUACUGAGCAUCAUUUAUUCUUCAAAUGUAGCAACCUCAUGUAGCGCUGGUUAAAUAAAUCCUUAGUUUGCA
Clarias gariepinus (North African catfish) is the source of this 780-nucleotide messenger RNA. RefSeq names its product lysozyme g-like. Gene Ontology annotation, biological process: peptidoglycan catabolic process; defense response to Gram-positive bacterium. NCBI's taxonomy places the organism in Eukaryota, Metazoa, Chordata, Actinopteri, Siluriformes, Clariidae. The record is from RefSeq and is a predicted model, not a curated record. The coding region runs from base 110 to 715 and encodes 201 amino acids. Gene Ontology annotation, cellular component: extracellular region. Gene Ontology annotation, molecular function: lysozyme activity. The transcript is spliced from 5 exons.